Molecule: messenger RNA, 723 nt
Organism: Lathyrus oleraceus (garden pea)
Lineage: Eukaryota; Viridiplantae; Streptophyta; Magnoliopsida; Fabales; Fabaceae
Product: 60S ribosomal protein L18a-like protein
Exons: 4
Coding region: 117-584 (155 amino acids)
Source: RefSeq, a predicted model, not a curated record
AAAUUUCCCAUAAAUUUAUUGUUACAAUCUGUGAACCCACAUGAACAAACACAUUCAUAUUCAUACUCUCUUACUCAAAACAAAACUUCUCCUUCCUAGCAUCCCACCAAACAAAAAUGACCGAACUAGACAAACCUAAAUCCUCCUCCUCACCCUCCGCCCACCCUCCGCCGCAAUCUCAACCCUUACCACCUCCUCAGUACGGUACUUUCCAAGGCGUCUCUAACUUCCCACCUCCUCACCCUGCCAUCGGCUUCCCUCAACCCGUCCCCCCUCCCGGCUCCGAUCCCUCCGCCCCUCCCUAUUACCCUCACGGCUACCAAGCUUAUCCCGGUUAUGUAGUUGCGGAAGGAAGACCUGUGAGAGAAAGACGACUUGGGUGUUGCGGUAUUGGUUGUGGCUGGUGCUUGUUUAUAUUGGGUUUCUUCCUCGGUGCUAUCCCGUGGUAUGUUGGGGCAAUAAUUAUGCUUUGUUGCAGGGUAGACUAUCGAGAGAAGCCUGGAUACAUCGCCUGUAUAGUUGCUGCUGUUGUGGCUACAGUUGCUAUUGUCCUUGGAGCGACAAAUUUAGCAAAUGAAUGGUAAUCUUCACUUCAAGAGUUGUAAAUGUUUUGGCUAGACUCUGUAUCUAAACUGUACUAAAACUUGUGUCUCCAUGAGAGAUUUACAUAUACCAACCAUAUAUUCAAUGAAUCAUGUAAUUGUAUUGUUUGAUUUCUUACAA